Messenger RNA from Bemisia tabaci, 3798 nucleotides. The record is from RefSeq and is a predicted model, not a curated record. NCBI's taxonomy places the organism in Eukaryota, Metazoa, Arthropoda, Insecta, Hemiptera, Aleyrodidae.
AUGCUCAAGCUUCCAUAUACAUCUGUCAACUGUGAAGUGUCCGGGAUUGGAAAUAUUUACUCUACGAAAAGGGUGAAUCUAUCGGUUCAAUCUCUCUAUAAGUCUUCGAUUAUGCAAAUUCCUUGUCUCGUUAUCAGCAGUCUUCCAAUUGAAAUUCCAUCUGUGCAGGGACACAUUGUAAGUGUGGCGACCCAUCUACCAUUAGCGGAUCCAACGUUUAAUCAACUCAGCUCUGUCGAUUUGAUUUUAGGCUCAAAUGUUUUUUGGAACGCUCUGUUGCCUGAUUUUAUACCGGCCAAUAAGGAUUGUCCGCGCUUGCAAAAAACUAUUUUUGGAUGGGUUGUAGGCGGCUCCCCGACAACGGACCAUCAAGAAGUGAAGUCCAAAGAAUCAGCACACUCGAGAAGAUUUGCGGGAUUCGUAAAAGAAUCAAUCCUCAACAAAACAAUGGCCCAAUUUUGGGAUAUAGAGAAUGGAUUCCUAGAAUCCGACAAAUGUGGAAAGCAGGAAUGUGAAAUCUUGUACGCCAACACGACUACUAUCGGGACAGAUGGAAAAUUCAUCGUCCGUUUACCUCUGAGGGAAGAUCCGACUGUGCUAGGAGAUUCAAAAAAAUUGGCUUUGAGAAGAUUGUAUUUAUUGGAGAGAAAGUUAGAAAAAAAUCCAGUAUUGAAGAAAAUGUAUUGUGAUUUUUUAACUGAAUAUGAAGAAUUAGGACACAUGAGCGAAGUCCCGGAUUCGGAAGCGGCCAACUUCCCAGCAUAUUAUAUUCCGCAUUUAGGAGUUUUGCGACAAAAUUCGCUAACGACAAAAUUAAGAGUGGUAUUCAAUGCAUCUGCGAAAUCCUCAUCAAACAAAUCUUUGAAUGACAUUUUAAGUGUUGGCCCUUCCGUCCAAGACACGCUCUUUGAGAUCCUUUUGAGAUUCAGAGAGUUUCCAGUAGCUGUAGUCGGCGAUAUCACAAAAAUGUACCGACAAACGUGGAUUCAUCCCUCACAAAGAGAUUUGCAACGAAUUCUGUGGAGAAAGAAUCCAAAAGAACCCGUAAAAAUAUACAGAUUAAACACAGUGACUUAUGGGACUGGACCGGCAUCAUUUCUGGCAACACGAAGUCUGAAAGAAGCUGCCAUUAGAGGCAAACCGAAGUUCCCCAAGACGGCAAACAUACUCUUGAAACAGUUUUAUGUCGAUGAUUUUUUAGGAGGUGCAAACGAUAGCGAGUCGGCCAGAACACUAAAAGAAGAAUCGGAGGAAAUACUUGAACCCUACGGAUUAAACCUGCGCAAAUGGCAAUCUAGCGAUCCUGCUGUAUUAACUACAGAAAUGCCAAGAACGGACCCGUUUUACUUCGACAGCAGUGAAGAAUCAAAAGCGCUGGGAGUGGGGUGGAAGCCGAAAGAAGACUACUUUUUCUUCAAAUCAUCGCCUGAGUUCAACAAAAGUGGUGCAUUUUCCAAACGGACAAUACUGUCUGACAUAUCCAAAUUGUUUGACCCCCUCGGACUAGUUAGUCCAAUAAUAGUAAAGGCAAAAUUUUUAAUGCAGAAAAUUUGGCUCGAGCAAACGAAAAAUUGGGACCAGCCAGUGUCCAUUGACAUACUUCAAGAGUGGAACAAGAUAAGAGCGGAUCUAACAUUUUUGGAACCAAUCACCAUACCCCGCCGUGUUUACACGAAUCAUAGUGACUGUGCUCCUAUUUUUCAUGGCUUUUCUGACGCAUCUCAGAAAGGGUAUGGAGCUUGUAUUUAUGCCUCUACGUCAAUAAAUCCGCAAUCAAGCACAGAAUUCCAAUCACGCUUAAUUUGUUCUAAGUCGAGAGUGGCGCCAAGCAGGAAAGCUCAUACUAUCCCUCGUCUAGAAUUAGCGGCAGCUGUGCUCCUGUCUGAUCUGAUGUGUAAAGUCAAUGAAGCAGUACAAUCAAAGCCUCAAAAAAUUGUACUUUGGACAGAUUCAACCACAGUUCUCCAUUGGAUCAACAACUCUAAUUCAAGUAAAUGGCAAACUUUUGUUUCUAAUCGCAUCAAGAAAAUUCAAGAGACGACAACAGCCUUGAAAGCUGUUUGGCACUAUGUGCCAACGAAGGAUAAUCCCGCAGAUCUGAUUUCGAGAGGAACAGAUGCUGAAAGCUUGAAACUUUCAACAAUUUGGUGGAACGGACCAGAUUUCAUUUCCACUGGCGAAUCAAAAUGGCCUGAUCAGUCGAAAAUUUUGACACCAAAUUCGGAAGGAAAUGAAGAAAUCAUGCUUUGUUCAGCUCUGAUAAAAACGCCUGAUGAAGUCACAAAUCUUUUAAACAAAUUUUCCAGCUUGAAUAAGAUACUACGAAUUCUAGCAUAUCUAUUAAGGUUUAUUAACCGUUGCAAAAAUGCAAUCAAAGACUCAAGAAAAGAUAACAUCAAAAAGAAGAUGAAUAAGAGUCAGUUAGAACUACCGUCCUUAGUAGAAAUAGAAAAGUCAAGAAACCUUUGCGUGCGCUAUAUUCAGAGAGAAGCAUUUUCUCAAGAAAUAAUGUACCUGGCUAAAAAGUCUGGAAUGGUUCUCCCUUCAAGCAGUAUUAGAUCGCUGCACCCCUUUUUGGAUAAAGACGGAAUUUUGAGAGUUGGAGGCCGUUUGAUAAAUUCUGAACUAACAUUCUCACAAAAACAUCAAAUUCUGUUGCCAGCAAAGCACAGGUUUACAAGGCUGUUGUUUCAUCAAGAACACCUCAAACUUUUACAUGCACCGCCACAAACCUUGCUAGCACACGUACGGCGAGAAUAUUGGCCCUUAAAUGGCCCAACAGAAACAAAGAAAACUGUAAACAGCUGCAUGAAGUGCGCAAGGACUAAUCCAAAACAGUGCUCACAAAUAAUGGCUCCGUUACCAACGUCAAGGGUGACACAAGCGAAGCCGUUUUCAAGGGUGGGUAUUGAUUACACCGGAGCGUUGAACGUAAAAGCAUCAUCCAGAAAAAACGCUAAUGUGUUGCGGACAUAUGUCAUAAUUUUUGUAUGCUACGUGUCGAAAGCAGUUCAUCUUGAAGUGGUUUCUGAUCUAUCUUCAAAAGCGUUUAUUUCUGCAUUUAAAAUAUUUGUAGCAAGAAGAGGAUUACCUACAAAAAUUUUCUCGGACAACGGUAGAACAUUUUUAGGAGCAAGCAAUCACCUUCGAAAACAGUUUGAUGCACUAACAAAGGAUCCAGAUAUCCACAAAUACAUGACAGAAAAUAUGAUAGAAUGGAAAUUCAACCCUCCCAAUUCUCCUCAUCAUGGUGGACUUUGGGAGUCAGCAAUAAAAAUAUUCAAAUCGCAAUUGUAUAAAGUAAUAAGAGCAAGAAUAUUUACUUUACAGCAAUUAACGCAGCUUGUCCCUCAAAUUGAAGCUGUGCUCAAUUCAAGACCUUUGGUACCCUUGUCCAGCGCUCCUGAAGAGUUUGACGUAUUGACGCCAGGUCAUUUUUUAAUAGGACGACCUCUAACAUCUUAUCCUGAUAACACACCUACAAAGCACUCUACAAAAAUUCUACAGGCGUAUGAGGCAAUACAGGAAGGAUUCAACAUAUUUUGGAAGAAAUGGCAAAGGGAGUAUCUCCAACACAUUCAAACAUUUUCCAAGUGGCACUCAAAAAACGAAUCUCCGAAAAUAGGAUCGUUAGUCGUAAUAAAGGAUAGACACUGUCCCCCGAUGUUUUGGAAACUAGCAAGAAUACAAAAACUUCACCCAGGAUCAGAUGGCAUCACAAGAGUAUUGAAAACAGCAACAUCCACACUAGUGAGAGCCAUCACUGAAGUUUGUGUAUUACCGUUAAGUGAUAACUAA